UCUUCUUCCUCUCUCCUUAUCAACAGCAGGGAGACAAGCAGAGAAGAGAAGCUCUCACCUCCUGACCCCACCAGCCCGUCCAGCCUCGGUAACUCUCCUCUCAGCGGGAACAGGCCCGGCAGCCUGACCCAAUUCUCCCCUCUCUUCAUCCAAGCCAGUCAAAAUCUAACCGGUGCCCCCCCGUCACCAUGGAGCGCGUGCAGCACAUGACCAAGUCGGCCAUCCGCCGAGCGUCUAUGAUCGAGGUGACCCCGCAGGUCAAGAGGAACCUGCAGGAGCUGUUCGUCAACUUCACCCUGAUCCUCAUCUGUCUGCUCCUCAUCUACAUCAUCGUCCUGCUGAGCAGCUGAGAGCCACGGAGCCCCAGAGAGAGAGAGAGAGAGAGGGUUGACAAGUGUCUGGGCUCGGCUGAUGCUCGGGUCGCACUCAUACACACACAUCCGGUUUCUACCAAAAGCAUUAAUGACCCCCCCCCCCUCCCCAUUGUAUCAGCUCAACUCUGUCUGAGAAGGGCCAUGGAGAUUAUACUCCUCCACGUGAAAACAAGAAGAGAAGACAGCCUGGACAAUGUCUCCAGUAAUAAUAUGUGUGUAUGAUACUGAAAUAUCAAUACAUCACUUUUGUUUAACGUCCGCUUCCCAUGAUCCCUUGUCGCUUCCUCCUGUUCGACAGUAGAAAGACAUGGAGGCAGAGAUAUUAACUUUCUCUGUGGUAAAAAACUUAAUCAUUUGACUUAACUCCCAAGUGGAGCGGGACUAUAGUGUGUGGAGGGAUAUGAAACUGAUGCUCCAUUUAGAAAAAGACAAGAUGAUGCAUGAACUAUGACUCCCAGGGUGCAUUUCAGUAAAGAAAAACAUGACAUCACACAGCAGAGGUCACACUGUUAAGAAAAAAUAUUAUUAUAUAACUUAUUAUACAACUCGCAGCUUGUUUUUAGAUAACAUCAGUACCAUGGGUGUCGUGGAAGUCGGAGCCAUUUGCACAGCCGAACCCCCAAAAACAUGAAGCCUGACUCAUCAGAAACAAAGUUGACAGAGUUGGAACUUGUGGCCUUGUCAUGAACCUAUUGAAUCAUCCAGAGGCAGAGUUGUCUGCUGGAAAAAGACGAUAUCGUUAAAAGAGAAUUCUGAACUGGGACACAAAUUAUUAUGUAAUGCAUCCGCUUUAAUUAACGGCUUUAUAGAAGGCAGAGGGAAAGGGAACUGCAACUUGACCCAUCUGUUGAAUGUACAUUGAUUAAUUUAUAUUAAAAAAAUAAAUGAUUCAUUUUGAAGUUCUCCAGUAAAUUGAGGAGACUCGUGCUUAUUUAGAAAUGUCAGCUUAUAUACCACUGAGAAAUCACAUUUGAGUUAAAGACUGAGUGCACCUUACCUACAUGUGUUUCUGAUUCCAGGUCUGUUUAUCCACGAUGAAAACCUCACUCUGCAUGGUGUGAUGUCACUCAACGUUUCCUAUUUAUACCCUCACAGCUCGGUUUCUGCUGUUGAAACUAUUGCUGAGUGACAGUUUGGGGUUUAUAACAGCACAAGUUCCCUGAUUGGUGCAAUGAAGAUGUAGAAAGUAAUCUGUGAAAUCAGAUUCCUGAAUGUGAAGUGCUUUAUGAAAUCCACAUGGGUCAUGUGGAUCUGUUUUUUGUUUGUUUUGAAGAUUGUACCACCAAACUGUUCAAUGACAAACCACCGAAUAAACUGCAUGAAGACAAAUGAAAA
Molecule: messenger RNA, 1709 nt
Organism: Platichthys flesus (European flounder)
Lineage: Eukaryota; Metazoa; Chordata; Actinopteri; Pleuronectiformes; Pleuronectidae
Gene: pln1
Product: phospholamban
Exons: 1
Coding region: 189-350 (53 amino acids)
Biological process (GO): negative regulation of ATPase-coupled calcium transmembrane transporter activity; negative regulation of calcium ion import into sarcoplasmic reticulum; negative regulation of heart rate
Cellular component (GO): sarcoplasmic reticulum; membrane
Molecular function (GO): ATPase inhibitor activity
Source: RefSeq, a predicted model, not a curated record